AAAAUAAUGCACCUGGAAGAUCAAAGCUGAUAAACAUCAUGGAAUUUCAUUAAUGGUUAAAGAAAUGUCUUUAACAGAAAGUGAUGAGCUAACAGUUGCGGACGGAGGUACUAAGCCAGUAAACGUUGGAAAUGAAGAGUGGAAUUCCAGAACAUCGUCCAUUCAGAUUGUUUUAAGGAUAGGUAGUAGGUUAAAGCGGGAUACUCAGAUAGUUCCUGCCUUUGAGCUUCAAAUCGAAACUCAGCCAUUAGAGGAAUCUGUUGAUGAUCCAAAAAAAUCCGGUAUAACAACUGGUGUAAUCUUAGCUGUUGUUACACUUACACUUGUAAUUGUACUUGGAGCAGUUGGAAUUGGUUUUAGGAAGAAAAUAUUAAAGGACCGUCCACCGUAUGUGCUACCAAAUGUUUACUUUCAACCAGAUGCUCCACCAGAAUACACCCCACCUGGUUGUAUUAUACAAGAAGAUAACACCAUUUACCACAUCCCCAGGCAACCGAUGGGUGAUAAUGUAUUUGUUGAUUUACCUGCAGAAAGUAAACUCAUAAACCAAAAUUCAAGAAUGUCAGGUAAUGACUAUCAUAUUGGACUACAACCACAGUACAUGCAGACCAUUCCAAGAGCCUCAAGGCCUGAGAGUGACUACCUAGUACCAUCUGUCCCCCCUCCACCAUUGUAUGAUGAGAUUUGUCCACGAUCCAAUGAUAGCUAUGUCUACCAUUUAGGUAACAAGAACAUUCCGGACAACGAAGGAAGUCUUGAUGCAAAGCUUUUCCAGUUCCUGAAGGACAUCAACCUUCAUAAAUAUGAAAAAGUCUUCAGGAGUGAGUUUGUUGUGUUUGAUGAUGUUCCCUACAUUGAAGGCGAUGAACUGACAGACAUGGGACUGGACAAAAAAGAAGUUAAUCGUUUCCUGCGACGUGCAAAGCAGUAUGCUAAGAAAACAAAACCGAGGCCACAUUCUUCUUCUGGGAGUGAUGUUGGUGAUGUAACUGUUCCAUCCCACCUCUUAUGUCCAAUCAGUAGGCGUGUGAUGAAACAACCAGUAAUAGCGGCUGAUAAUAAUACUUACGAUUAUGAAAAUAUAAGCGAACAUCUCAAACAACAUGACAAUUCACCAGUGACUGGGGAGCCGAUGGAAAAAACAUUGAGUCCAAAUGUGGAGGUUGCUGACCAACUUCAGAAAUUCCAAAUGAAGAGAGAAGGGGAGCAGAGGCGUAAACGCCGCCAGAUGCGAAGGGAAAAAUCAGACCUCACAGAGUCAAGACCAGUGACUCCUUUGACAGAUGUACACUGCAGGUGAAUUAAAUGUGACAAAGAAUCAUCAAUUGUUUGAAUAAUAAUAAUAAUAAUUUAGGCACCCUUCCAAAACAGAUGAGAGCGCCGUACACAUUAAUAACAUAGUUAUCGAUAAACGUGUAAAAGGUAAAAGUUCAUGUUUAAAGAGCAAUGGAAUAUCAUAAAACAUUGUGCCUAACAUUACUCCAAAACAAACUUAAAUUGUUGGAAACAAAUGGGUUUUAAAUGCUAAGCUUGCAGUAGUGUUGCAGUGGUUUAAGGACAUGGUCUCUUGGAAUACCAGUCUUCGUUAAAAAACUGAAGUGAACCUACAUGAAAAAUAAAAACUGUUAUUAUUGUUUUCGAUAUUAAUCUUUUGUAUUAUAAAUUAUUAUAUAAAGAGAAAUUGUAGGUAAUCAUUUGAGAAUGAAAAAAAAUGGUAUUUAAUGUUAAAAUAUUACAUAAAUUCAUAUUAUUAUAUGACUGAAUGUAUGUACAUGAAUGAAAUGAACCUACAUAAAAUAAAAGUUAUUAUUAGUGUUUUUGUUAAUUUUAUUAUAAACCAUUAUCAAUAGCGACCACUUGCGCACGUGUUCCUUCAUGCUUAAAUAUAGUACACAGUGGCACAAGUUUAUUAUAUUGGGUUUUUUGGAAGAGCUAAUAAGAUCGAAAUAAUUUGAAUGUUCAUUUGUAUAAAAAUACAAUGUAUAAAAAAGUAGUCACGACCUUUGCCUCUUUAGUACACAUUCUUAACCAACCGUGCCAUCCAUGCAACGUGCCCUAUUAGUGGUAAUGAUAGUAAUGUACAGUCCUUGCUGAAGCCCCUAUUUAGUUUUGUAGGUGUAUGGGGCACCCUGGGGUCCAACUUUAAAAAAGGGCCAUGAACGUUUGUUGGAAAUCACCUAGUUUAUGUGUAAUUUCUGGCACGUAUGUUCAAAACUGGCGAGCUCGCUUUUAAAGUUCUGGUAACAACAACAACAACAGUGAGGUUCUAGGGUCCGUCUUGCGCGGACCCAAAAACAGAAAUGAUAGGUUAUCAGGGAAUGCAGAAAAAUAGUUUUUGCUGUUGAAAUACUAUAUAAGUUCAUAUUAGUAAUGGCUGAUGUGUGUACAUAAAUAGUAGACCCAGAUUUUCUGUUUUAAUCCAGUGAUGCCUCCAGAAAUUUAUGUACUGGGGAAAGAUUAUGUUAGGACACUUAAUAGGCAAUUUGAAACAUCAAAGGAAUAUUUUUAAAACAAAGAUCUUGUUGUGGCGUCAUACUACAGUGGUCCAUGCUUGUCCAAUGGGGGGAAAUUGCUUUCGACUGAACCCCAUGGAUACCGUCACUGAUAUUCAUUAGUAUAGUCGAAACCCCCCCUCCCUGCCCCCUAAAAUUAGAUCAUUUAUAUACUGUAAUAGCUUCCAACAGAGAUUAUUUAAACAAGUUAAUACUGAUCAACAAGCUUAUUUACUACUGUACAAAUGUCUUUAAAUGAUUACUGAUAUAUUUAUACACAGAAAUUGAUUCAAAAUGUGUGAACUGAUUCUUAUAAAAUUUUGUGACAAAAAGAUGAACGCUGAUUAUUAUCAAUUUUCCUUUAGAGCAAAUCAUUCCAGAGACACAUGUAUAUGUGUUUUUUAAACAGAUAGUUGAUUACUAUAAUCCUAACGGUAGUCCUAUAUAUUCAUGUUUCCUUGAUGUGCAAGCAAGGCUUUCGAUCGAGUAAAUCACUGGUCAUUGUAGAUAAGUUGCUCACUGCUCAAAAAAUGUUGACUUGCUGUGUUAAUACUGUAUGUACUGCUCAUCCCUUUGGUCGAAGAAAAAAAGAUUUUCAUCGUCUAAAGGUCUGUAAUGAUUGUUUUUGUAUGAUGCAUAAACAGCCCGUGUACGAGUGCUAGCUGAUUAUUUGUGGAAAAUGGCUUGCCUAGUUUCAAUGAGUUUGAGAAAGUCGGUUUUUAAUUUCAUGAAUAGGUUUCAGACAAGUAAUAAUAGGCUAAUUCAAUGUGUUAGAGAGUAUAUGCUAAACGAAUCAAAACUGUGCAAAGCCUGGAGAGAAAUGUUAUUUUAGGUACUGUGUAUACAGUAAUUGUAAUGUACAGCAUGAUCUGCCAGUGUAUUUGAUACAGAAUCUUUCGUUUGUGUUUAAUUUCAUAUUUCUAUGGGCGACAGUCUGAAAUAAGUUGAAAUAUUUAACAUGUGCUGCAAUUCCUAAUACAAAAAUUAUAUUAUAAACAUAAUAUUGAGCAUACUGUCCGCUUUUGUCAAACAGGUCACACAUUAAGGUGUAAAUGUUUAUCUGUUCUUAGAUUUUGAGUGCUAAAAUGUUUAGUAUGCAAUUUUGCACUAUAAAUGCCAUACAUUUGAUCACUAAA
Anneissia japonica is the source of this 3628-nucleotide messenger RNA. RefSeq lists its product as uncharacterized. Bases 53 to 1300 code for a protein of 415 amino acids. Gene Ontology annotation, biological process: protein ubiquitination. The record is from RefSeq and is a predicted model, not a curated record. Gene Ontology annotation, molecular function: ubiquitin-protein transferase activity. Lineage: Eukaryota; Metazoa; Echinodermata; Crinoidea; Comatulida; Comatulidae. The transcript has 9 exons.